Molecule: messenger RNA, 2201 nt
Organism: Suillus clintonianus
Lineage: Eukaryota; Fungi; Basidiomycota; Agaricomycetes; Boletales; Suillaceae
Exons: 3
Coding region: 202-1968 (588 amino acids)
Source: RefSeq, a predicted model, not a curated record
GUCCCGAACUUAUAUAUGGUUGAUUUCUGAACACGUGACUAACGCGUCGCGAUCGGCUUUGUUGAUAAAGUCUAUCGGCGUACAAAUAAGGUUCAAACUGGGAGUAUAAGUAUUGCGCGUUUGUUGCUGCAAUAUCCCUCAGUCAGCCCCGCCAUUACCGUCAUCAGCAUAUCUUCACGACCCCUCCAUUUACUCGCCAUUAUGAUCUCUUCUACUACCAUGACCCACGCCGCGCGCGUUGUUAUGCAAGGCUAUCUGACAGCCUCGUUUUUCAAAGAAAUCGUCAUCGACCACACUAUUCAGGUCGUGUCCGAAUCAGAGGAGGUCUCCGUUAGCCUUGUUACAUUCACUGUCUGCUUCUCGACAGCCGUCCUUCUUCAAGCCUCCGCCAAAGCUGCUCGACAAUUCCUCAGCGAUGAUUUCCAACGCGUCCCCGCUCUCAAGGACCAUACCGCUGGGCUCAACGCACCAUUUGCUGAAGGCGACAUUUUGGAUGCUAUCUCAAUAACCAAGGCUUUCGGAACACCAGCUCGGCCAUCCUCGUCGCGUGCAGUGAUUGAAUCAACCGAACCCAGCUUUGAGGCUCCCACCAAAGGCUUAUCGACGGCUGAUUCUGACACGACACUCAUCGCCGACGAUGAGGAGUUAGCCAAGGACGUGUUCUGCUGCGACCGUGUCUUAGACGUCGAGUCGCUUGCUGACGAAAGCACUUUCUACGAGGACGACUGCCAGGCUACAGCACACUGCCUUGCAGACGAUGAACCGGACCACACCUUGCACGCUGGAUACGACCCACAAACUAUCGACAACCUGACCAGAAGAUUUUCAGCUAUUUCUCUCGACGAUGUACCCGCUCGUUUAUCGGCCAUUUCUCUCGACAAUGUAUCCCCUCAUUUAUCAUCCACCUCUCUCGACAAUGUAUCUUCUCAUUUAUCCCCUCUUUCCCUCGACAAUGUAUCCUCCCAUUUAUCCGUUCCUUCUCUCGACGAUGUAACAUCUCAUUUAUCAACCCUUUCCCCGGACUAUGUGUCCUAUCAUUUAUCCAUUCCUUCUCUCGACAAUGUACCCUCCCAACUAUCAACUAUUGGACAACAUCACACUCUACAUGACCACACUAUCGACAUCCUACCUGAUUCAUCUCAGCACACUAUCACCAACCUACCUGUAAUUCUUCCUCUCGACAAUGGUUCCCCUCAGUCAUCGAAAUGUCAGCCCCAACGCACUCUAGUACACGACCACUCUAUCGACAAUCUAAUCAAAAAAAUAGCAGCUCUUUCUCUCGAUGAGGUUCCUUCUCAAUUAUCGAAACUUCGCCCGCAUCACGCUCUACACGACCACACUAUCGACGCGCUACCCAAUAACACAAAAGCUCUUGCUCUCGACGACGACCACACUAUCGACGCGCUACCCAAUAACACAAAAGCUCUUGCUCUCGACGACAACCACAGUGACACUAUCGACGCUCUACUGCAAACACCAGAAGCUCUUACUCUCGACGACGACCACGCUAUCGACAACACAGAAUCUCUUACUCUCGGCGACGACCACGCUUUCGACGCUCUACCGCAAAAAUCAGAAGCUCUUACCCUCGACGACAACCACGCUAUCGACACGCUGCCUGAUAACACAGAAGCUCUGACUCUCGACGACAACCACGCUAUCAAUGCUCUACUGCAAAACUCGGACGCUCUAACUACCCUUCACGACGACACUAUCUACGAUCUACUCCAAAGGAUGGAAACGCUUACUCUCGACGAUACCCCCCUUUAUGGUCUCGGUCCUCGACACUUACGCCGCGAUGCAUCUUACAAGACGACACUACCAGCACUCAUGUUAGCUGUUCUUAGCCCUCGGAAUCUCAACUACGACUCACCCUACACGACGAUGCUAUCAACGCCAUACUUCGACAUGUGGAACCUCUUAUUCUCCACGAUAGUCCCUCACAGUCGUCAAAAUUUCGACUACUAGCACAUUAUCGAUAUCCUACUAGCCGCUAAACUCCACGCGACGUCUACGAAUGAGUCCCCUACGACCAAACGCGUCAGACAUCGUCGCAUCCAACACGUCUUCGGUAUCAGAGGUCCCCUACGACCAAUCUGAUGACGCCUGCUAAUGGCCUCCCUCACUGUCCCCUACGACAUGGAGUCAUUAUCCAUGAGGUCGAAGGCCCUCACAUUCUAUACACCCAACCUAUCGCAAGU